AUGUUGCAGAAAUGGUUUUCGAGUUUGAUAUACGCCGGUGGCCAGUUCACAUUGUUCCUGGUGGCAUAUACGUUUUUUGAUUCCAACGCUCUGUUGAGCUUUAACAAGUACGUUAUGUACACGUACAUCGGGUCAUGUGUCAUCAGUGUGGCGUUUGUUCAUUUCUGCUUGCCCGAGACUCGUGGCCUACCCCUGGACCGGGUGCUGGAGACGGAAAAUAAUUGUGUCGACCCCGAAAAUGAAUGA
Molecule: messenger RNA, 246 nt
Organism: Macrosiphum euphorbiae (potato aphid)
Lineage: Eukaryota; Metazoa; Arthropoda; Insecta; Hemiptera; Aphididae
Source: the annotation of a GenBank genome assembly